AUUAAUCCCCUAACUUCCACCGCAAUCUACUUCACUCUCUUUUCCGGAACCAUAAUUACACUUUUUAGCUCACAUUGACUUCUAGCUUGAAUAGGCUUAGAAAUAAGUAUACUAGCUAUUACCCCUAUUUUAAUCCAUAAAGGAAAUCCUCGGUCCACAGAAGCUGCAUGUAAAUAUUUUCUUAUCCAAGCAACCGCAUCAAUAAUCUUAAUAAUAGGUACAAUAAUUAAUUUUAUAGAUUCAGGCCAAUGAACCCUAUUUAACUCAUAUAAUCAAAUUUCAUCAUUUAUACUUACUAUUGCUCUCUCAAUAAAAAUAGGACUCGCCCCAUUUCAUCUAUGAGUUCCAGAAGUUACACAAGGAAUCCCACUCAAAUCAGGCUUAAUUGUAUUAACAUGACAAAAAAUUGCCCCAAUCUCUAUCGCAUACCAAAUUGCAUCUUCCAUAAACUCCACACUCAUACUAUUUAUAGGAACCCUAUCAAUCAUACUAGGAGGAUGAGGAGGACUUAACCAAACCCAACUACGAAAGAUCCUAGCAUAUUCAUCAAUCGCCCAUAUAGGAUGAAUAAUAGCAAUUAUUACAUAUAAUCCAGUCCUAACAAUAUUUAACCUAAUCAUCUAUCUUAUACUUACUAUUAACAUAUUUAUGCUUACCCUUUAUUAUAAAAAAACCACUACCCUAUCCUUAUCAAAUUUAUGAAAUAAAUUUCCUCUUAUAACACCCACAAUUUUAAUUGUACUAAUAUCAUUAGGAGGUUUACCUCCCCUAACAGGAUUUACACCAAAAUGAAUUAUUCUUAAAGAACUUAUUUCAAACAACAACGUUAUUAUCUCUACACUUAUAGCAAUAAUGGCACUCCUAAACCUAUACUUCUAUACUCGACUAAUCUAUUCAACAUCCCUAACCCUAUUUCCAUCAUUUAACAAUACCAAAAUAAAAUGACAGUUCGAAAAUGUAAAACUUACACCUCUCCUACCAGUCUUUAUCAUUAUUUCUAUCUUCUCCCUCCCAUUAAUACCCAUACUCUCACUCCUUAACU
Messenger RNA from Marmota flaviventris (yellow-bellied marmot), 1042 nucleotides. Lineage: Eukaryota; Metazoa; Chordata; Mammalia; Rodentia; Sciuridae. The record is from the annotation of a RefSeq genome assembly.